UAAAAAUUCUUUUAUCCGGUACACUCUUCGAAGAAGGUUGAGUUAAAGUCGUAUUGAACAGAUUUUUCUAUACAUAACUAAAAAAUGACUUUUGGAGACCUGAAUACUGACAAAGGUGUCAAAGAACUCAAUACUUUCCUUGAGGAUAAAAGUUAUAUCAGUGGAUAUUCCGUAAGUCAGUGGGAUGUGGAAACAUUUAAGCAGUUACCAAAAGCGCCAGCUGCCAAUUUUCCCCAUGCUCUUCGUUGGUACAACCAUAUUAAAUCGUUUUCGCCUGAUGAACUGAAACAAUCUGGAAUUUCGGCUGCUUGUCCAUUGAAAACCGGAACUACAACAACUGCUCCAGCUCCAGCUCCAGCUGCCGCUGAUGACGACGAUGAUGUCGAUCUUUUUGCAUCCGAUGAAGAAGAAGAUGCAGAAGCAGAGAGAGUUCGAGAGGAAAGACUUAAGGCAUAUGCCGAGAAGAAGUCAAAGAAACCUGAACUUAUUGCCAAAUCCAGCAUCGUUCUCGACGUUAAGCCAUGGGACGAUGAAACAGACAUGGGAGAACUUGAAAAGGCCACUAGAACUAUUGAAAUGGAUGGUUUAAUUUGGGGAGCUUCAAAACUUGUUCCAGUAGGUUAUGGCAUUAAAAAACUUCAAAUUAUGUGUGUGGUCGAGGAUGCCAAAGUUUCUGUCGAUGAACUUGUAGAGAAGAUUCAAGAAUUCGAGGAUUUUGUUCAGUCCGUGGAUAUCGCUGCUUUUAAUAAAAUUUAAACUUGUUCUGUGUUAUAUUCAUUCAAUAAAGUACUAUUUUGCAGAUUUUAA
Messenger RNA from Anoplophora glabripennis (Asian longhorned beetle), 807 nucleotides. RefSeq names its product elongation factor 1-beta' (gene eEF1beta). NCBI's taxonomy places the organism in Eukaryota, Metazoa, Arthropoda, Insecta, Coleoptera, Cerambycidae. Gene Ontology annotation, cellular component: eukaryotic translation elongation factor 1 complex; cytosol. Gene Ontology annotation, biological process: translational elongation. The transcript is spliced from 2 exons. Gene Ontology annotation, molecular function: guanyl-nucleotide exchange factor activity; translation elongation factor activity. Bases 85 to 756 code for a protein of 223 amino acids. The record is from RefSeq and is a predicted model, not a curated record.